Messenger RNA from Cotesia glomerata, 1783 nucleotides. Its product is annotated as probable cytosolic Fe-S cluster assembly factor CPIJ010948. Gene Ontology annotation, cellular component: cytosolic [4Fe-4S] assembly targeting complex. NCBI's taxonomy places the organism in Eukaryota, Metazoa, Arthropoda, Insecta, Hymenoptera, Braconidae. Gene Ontology annotation, molecular function: 4 iron, 4 sulfur cluster binding. The coding region runs from base 277 to 1734 and encodes 485 amino acids. The transcript is spliced from 6 exons. The record is from RefSeq and is a predicted model, not a curated record. Gene Ontology annotation, biological process: iron-sulfur cluster assembly.
AUCAAAUGUUUCUCAACUUUAGUGUCACCAAAAUUCCAUCGAAUAAAUUAAUAAAUAAAUUAUUUAACAUUUGGAUUACAAAAUUCGCUAGUUGAUCUGCCAGCCUUCAAAUCAUUUCCCUCCAUUUAGUAUUGGAGGGGAUAUAAGUCUGUUCGAGGUUUAACUUUUAGAUUCAACUGACACAUCCAUGUAUUUUCUUGACGCAUUUACUGUAAAUAUUCUGUAAUUAUAAAUUGUUGAUUUAUUUUUCUAUUGUAUUUAUGCAAUAAGUUAAUAAUGGCGGAAUCAAGAUUCAGUGGAGCUUUGCAAAUUACAAAUUUAGACGAUUUUAUAACUCCGUCACAAGAGUGCAUCAAACCUGUAGAAUAUAAGAAAAAGUAUGACACAGGCGCUAAAAUAAAAAUUCAGUCCAAAGAAUUUGUGGAAAUAAAUAAAAGAGAGCCAGAGCAGUUAGAAAAAGUUGAAAUAACUCUAGCAGAUUGUCUGGCUUGCAGCGGAUGUAUAACUUCCGCCGAGAGUGUUCUAGUAUCGCAACAAAACCAGGAACAGCUUUUACGUAUUUUUGAAGAGAAGAAAAGUCAACAGGUUGCUUCAGAUGAAAGUGGAAAUAUAAAACUUAUCGUAGUGAGUUUUUCGGUCCAACCGAUCCUGUCUCUUGCUGAAAGAUAUGAUCUGGACCCUGAGGACACUGCUCUGAGACUGGCCGGGUACUUUAGAGAACUUGGAGCGGACGUUAUUCUCGAUAUGACUGCGGCCGAUGAUCUAGCUUUGUUGGAAAGCGCUAAGGAAUUUAUAAAGCGGUAUAAUUACCAGCAAGAAGGCCUGAAGAAACAAAUACCGAUGCUUGCAUCCUCGUGUCCAGGGUGGAUUUGUUACGCAGAAAAGACUCACGGAAGUUUUAUUUUGCCUUACAUCAGUAAUACCAAGUCUCCACAGCAAAUAAUGGGGUCGCUGGUUAAGUAUCAUUUGUCAAAACUGAAACAGGUGCUUCCAGAGAAUAUUUAUCAUGUGACAUUGAUGCCGUGUUAUGAUAAAAAAUUGGAAGCUUUCAGGGAUGAUUUUGUUGAUAAAUCUAAUAACACUAAAGAUGUAGAUUGCGUUAUAACUUCCAUUGAAUUAGAACAAAUGUUGGAGCAACAAAAUAAAAAAUUAAACGAUUUUGAACCAAGUGUGAUAGACUCACCUUUUGUUACCUUAGAGUUUUCGAAUAAGCCUAAACACAUUUGGAGUCAUUCCGGUUCUGGAUCUGGCGGAUACGCUGAUUUUAUUUUUAAGUACGCUGCUAAAAAUUUGUUCCAAAUGACAGAUGUAAAGUUGGAGUUCAAAGAUUUAAGAAAUCCAGAUUUCAAGGAAGCUGUUUUAGAACAAGACGGCAAAGUACUUUUGCGAUUCGCCAUCGCUAAUGGGUUCCGAAAUAUUCAGAAUCUUGUACAAAAGUUGAAGAGAGACAAGUGUGUGUAUCAUUACGUUGAAAUAAUGGCUUGUCCUGCAGGCUGCUUGAACGGUGGAGCACAAAUUAGGCCUCGAAAUGGCCUACAGUCUCGACAAUUGGUCUCAGUUUUGGAGUCUCACUACCGAAAACUUGCUGAAAUGGAUCCAGAGAAUAAUCCAGUAGUUAAAAAAUUGUACAAUUCGUGGCUGGAUGGUGAAGAUUCGGAUAAAAAUCUUGCAUUUGUUCAAACUCAGUAUCACGAAAUUGAAAAAACGAAUAUUGCUUUAACGAUUAAGUGGUAAAAUAAUUAUAUUUAUUUUUAUAGUUAUAAAAUAAAAAACAGGUUUAUAA